ACAAACAAGCAGAGGAAGUACAAUUCUGGGCCAAAGUUCAUCCUCACACCUCUCUCCUGUUACUGGUCCAAUACCUAUGCUAGUCACCACUUUUAAAACUAGAAAAGGACUUGACAACAUAAGCAAAAGACAUUGCUUACUCUUGGCAGUAAACUUUCACAAGUUGUCUGCCUGCCAGAUCAGGAAUACAAACUGCACCACUGAGGCUUUCCUCCACACUGCAAAACUUCAGGACGUCAACAAGGACAAGACAAUGCUGCUGCAUCCUCAGAUCAGUGUCCUUGUUGCGUUUAUUUGGAGUCUCCCAUCACUCCUGGCUGGGAAGAUCCUAGUGUACCCUGUGGAUGGAAGCCAUUGGCUUAACAUGAACAUUCUGCUGCGAGAGCUUCAUCAGCGAGGUCAUAAACUGACAGUGGUCCGUUCAGCCAACAGUUGGUAUAUUCCAGAAAACACUACACACUACACACCCAUUACGAUCCAAGUCAAUCACCUCAGCAGCCUGGAGGACCCCAAGUACAUGGCAUCCUUUCUGAAGAGGAAUAUUGACAUUCAAAGAGGGAAAGGGUCAAUUUGGUCAUUCCUAGCCCUGCAGAAAGAGACGAUUACACUAUUAGGAGAGUCUCACAGGUCUACAGCUGAGAUGGUGAGGGCCGUCCUGGAGGAUAAAAAGCUUAUAAAAACACUCAAAGAAACCAAGUUUGAUUUGAUGCUAACUGAUCCUGGUUUUGCAGGAGGGGUCGUAUUGGGUGCAUACUUGGGUCUACCAAUGGUGUUCAACGUCCGAUGGAUAACAAAUGCAGAAGGGCACUUUGCAAUCGCACCUUCGCCGCUUUCCUACAUCCCGACUAUCGGAUCCAGGGUGACAGACAAAAUGAGCUUUGCAAACAAACUAAAAAAUCUCUUGCAUUUCGGAAUUGGCCAAUACAUAGACCACAUGCUGACAAGGCCCCUGUAUCAAGGAGUUGUCAGUGAAUAUAUAGACCCCAACACCAAUGUAUACGCUCUUAUCCAAGGAGCAGAUUUGUGGCUCAUGCGAGUCGAUUUUGUUUUCGAGUUUCCUCGUCCUACUAUGCCCAAUGUCGUCUACAUUGGGGGUUUUCAAUGCAAACCCUCCAAGCCUCUACCGGAUGAAUUAAAUAAGUUCGUCGAGAGCUCUGGAGAGCACGGGGUGGUCAUAAUGUCUUUGGGUACUCUUUUAGGAAGUCUGGUUCCUGACAUAUCUGAAAUUGUUGCCUCGGCCUUUGCUCGGUUGCCCCAAAAAGUAAUCUGGAGGCAUGUUGGGGAAAAGCCAUCUACAUUGGGCAACAAUACUCUUGUAGUGGAUUGGUUGCCUCAGAAUGACCUUUUGGGCCACCCUAAAACUAAAGCUUUUGUCACUCAUGGAGGAACGAAUGGAAUUUAUGAGGCUAUUUACCACGGAGUGCCAAUGCUCGGACUGCCGCUCAUCUUCGAUCAAUUUGACAAUAUGAUUCGCCUGGAAGCCAGAGGGGUGGCUCGGAUGCUUGACGUCGCAACCCUAGAUGUAGAUAUCCUAACGCAAGCUUUGAAAGACAUUCUGGAUGAAAAACAACCGUACCAGAAAAACAUGCGCAAAAUGUCAAGCCUACAUCGCGACACGCCACUCAAGCCAAUGGACAGUGCUAUCUUCUGGCUGGAGUUUGUCAUUAGGCAUAAGGGUGCAGCGCACUUACGCACGGAGUCCUACAAGCUUCCUUGGUAUUCCUACCACUGCUUGGAUGUGCUAAUGCUGAUAAUGAGUUUGUGUACGGCAGCAGGCCUUCUCUUGAUCUUGAUUAGCAGGGCUUUGUUGAAAGCGUGUGCCAGGAAAAUAAAAGCUAAAAAAGAGUGAAGAGGCAACUUUGGAAACACUAGUUUUCCUCUCUUUUUGUAUUAGUUAGUGUCAUUAAAUUGUUAGUUCACCCAGAAAUGAAAAUUCUGUUAUUUAUUACUCACCAUGUUGUUACAAUCCCCUGAGACCUUCAUUCAGGUUUGGAACACAAAUGAAUAUAUUUUAGAUGAAAUCCGAGAGGUUUCUGACCCUUCAUUUACAGCAAUGAUCAAAGUCUAGAAAAGAAACCAAAACAAAUUUCAUGUGACUUUAGUGGUUCAACUGUAAUUAUAUGAAGCUCCAAGAACAACUUUGUUCACCAAUGUCAGGUCAUGGUGUGUUUACUAUGGGCAUUACAAUCAGUAGCUACGUUUCCAUUCAAAGAUGCUAAUUAAAUUUAUGUGCAUAACUGGAAAAUCGAAUAAAAGACAUGAGAAUAAAGCAGUGUUUCUAUCCAACUGGUCAAAGAGAACAAAAUAGUCACGUCCUAAUUAACUGGCACCAAAUAUCAAAAGUAAAAACGGAAUUUGCUGUGGUAGGGAGAAGCUGCGUCAGACGCUCAACAAUUUUGGAGGUAAUUAAUAAUAUAAUAACACUAAUACUGGCAUUUUAGAAUCCCCAAAACAACAUUUCAGAUCUUUUACAGUGUGCUCAGCCUGCUGGUUUGUCCAUUCACACACAUUUUAUACCAUCACAUGAUCUUUUAUAACAAAAUCACAUGACUUUUUUUAAGCGCAUACUGGAAUUUGUUCGUAAAAGUGUUUAUGCGCAUCUUUUCUUAUCGAAUAAAGUUUAUCUAACUCAGUAAUGUGCAUUUUCAAAAAUGUAUGCCCAUCUUAGCGUUUUUCAUCAACCUA
Molecule: messenger RNA, 2685 nt
Organism: Danio aesculapii
Lineage: Eukaryota; Metazoa; Chordata; Actinopteri; Cypriniformes; Danionidae
Gene: ugt5e1
Product: UDP glucuronosyltransferase 5 family, polypeptide E1
Molecular function (GO): UDP-glycosyltransferase activity
Source: RefSeq, a predicted model, not a curated record